AUGGCGGACUCGUUAAGCUCUAGUUCUGGGCUCCACCGCUUACUGGAUUCGAUAGGACAAUGCUCUGGGUCUAAUUUUCGCGUGUGGAAGGAGAGUUUUGAGCAUGUCAUUAACAUCCAUGCACCAGAGCUUCUUACGGUUUUGCGCGGAUCGGCUCGGCCGGACCCUCUGGCGGCUACUCAGGCCGACGUUGCCGCCUGGGACAAGGCCAAUAGCCGCCUCUACUCUCUCCUGUUCUUCGCGACUUCCAGCUCGGCGCGGCUCACCGUCCAGGCUCACCGAAAUGCGGGCACCAGCACCGACGGCAACGGACAGUCAGCUUGGGCAGCUCUGAACGCGCGGUUUGAUGCCUGCACCCAAGAAGCUCGGCGUGCGUGCCACCGGGAUCUCUUCGGCCUCAAGCACGUUGCGGGUGGCGAUCCCAUCGACUUCUUCUCCAAGGCGUGCGAGCUGAGGCUCCGCCUUGAGACACUGGGGGAGACAGUAUCCGACGACGUCUACCUGGAUAUCACGCUCUCGGGCCUGACGUCCGUCCCGGAGUUCCACUUCAUCCGGGAGAUGCACUACCGCAACGAGUUUACGUCGGUCGACGAUCUGCAGGACACGGCCACCCGCUUCUUUGUGGACCAGCAGUCGCGCAAGGCGGCGGGACCCGCGGUCUCGGGCAGGGGAGCCGCGAUGGCCGCAUCCAGCAGCGACCAGUGUCACCGCUGCAAGGAGUUUGGGCACUUCCAGCGUGACUGUCCGAAGUCUGCGCCGCCGUCCCGCGCAAGGAAAGGCAAGAAGCCGAAGCCGCGCAAGAAGCGCGGAGGUGGCGGGGCUGGGCAGUCUAAGUGGUGCUCCUUCCACACGACGACGACGCACAGCGAUGCUGAGUGCAAGGCUCAACACAAGAAGAAACAAGAGGAGCUUCAAGGAUUGGCUGCGAACGUGGCCCUGCUUCAGGCAGCUGGCCCGGCCAAUUUCGCCCACCUUGGGAACGCCCACUUGGCGCAGCCGUUUCAGGCGGCAGCGCCCCAGGCGACAGCGCCCCAGGCGUCUCAGGCCCCUUCGGAACCCACCACUUUCGGGUUCUCUUUCAACGCUCACGGCGCCUCUGCAGCCCCUGCCGCCUCGCAGGCGGCUUCCGCGUCUGCCUCGUCCGCAUCUCCUGCGCGGGACCACCACCUGCCUUCUGGGUACUUCGGUGCCUUUAUGGCCUCUUUUGCGGAGGAAACGUCCCCGGCUCUUCCUCGCUCCGAUGGAUCGUCUAUCCUGAUGUUGGUGGAUAGCGGAGCGACGGACAACUAUCUCGAUCCUGCGCUUACGCCUGGCGUACGGGCUCACAUGCGCGACAUCGAAGACCUUCGGAUUCCGCUUCCGAUCAUUACCGCCGGGCAGCACGUUCUUCACGGCGUUACGACGGGGGUGCUCUUCGGCACGGUCACUGACGACAGCGGCCAGGACAGGCGAGUUUCUUUUCGUGUCAUGUUAGUUCCGGGACUGGGGAACAACCUCUUCUCCGUCACCGCUGCGCUGUCGAACGGCGUGGCAUCCCUCUUUUAUCCGGACAACCCCAGGCUGGAAUCGGCGGACGCAGUCGUACCGAUGAAAAUCCAAGGAGUGGAUAACACCGGGAAGAUCACUUGCUCCAUCACCAUCAAGCUCGGCGCCGAGAAUGGCGGUCGACAGACCCCCGGGGAGACUCCUGACGGACUUGCCUUGAGGGUGGAGACUGCUGAUCUUUGGCACCGGCGCAUGGGGCACAUCAACAACAAGAGCUUGGAUGUGUUGAGGCAGCAGGCGGCCAGCGGCAUCGACUACCGUGGCGACGUGCAGGACUGCAGUGCGUGCCCUCUUGGUAAGAGUUCUCAACAGCCGCACCCCAAGCACGCCGUCUACGGCGUUUCAACCCCCUUUCAGCUCGUUUUCGUUGACACCCUUGGCCCUUUCACGCCUACUGCGUUGGGCGGUUUCAAAUACGCCACCAAGUUUGUCGACCAACACACCAAGUGGAAGGAGGUCGUUCUCAUGAAGGAUAAGACUUGCUCAAUUGACGCCCUCGAGUUGUUCAACAAGGGAACCGUCAUCCCCCGUAGCGCACGCAUCCAUGUGCUACGUGCGGAUAAGGGGACCGAGUUUACGAACGCGGCUUACCGACAGUACUGCCUGGACGUUGGCAUUCAGCUGCAAUUUGCGUCUCCAAACACCCCCCAUCAGAUCGGAGCGAAUGAGCGUGCCGGCCGAACGAUCAUGAACAUCGUGCGUUGCAUGCUCGCUGAUUCUACGCUGCCAAGCCUUCUUUGGGGAGAACUGAUGCAGACGGCGGUCUACCUGAGCAACCGAACUCCUCAUGCAGCCUUGCACAACGGAACGCCGAACAAGGCGCUCUUUGGCACGGACGCGCACCUUGGACACCUUCGGGUGGUCGGGGCACGGGCGUUUGUGCAUGAAGAGACGCACACUAAGAAAUUGGACAGCCGUGCAUGGGAAGGACGGUUGGUGGGCUACAGCCUGGACAGCAAAUCCUACCGUAUCUAUAACGCUCAGACGAGACGGGUGCGGGAGAGUCGCAACGUUAUGUUCAUCGAACCGACCCCCGCGCCGCCUUCGUUGGACGAGCGUGGGUUUGACGAUGGGGAGUUCACUUACGCCGACCACGACGACAUGAUCCGAGAUAUGCGCAACUACACCACCAACCACUCGGUCGAUGCGCUUCCUCCCACUCAUGCCGUCGGGGAUCCGUCUGUUCUCGAGCUUCUCGAGGACAUCUCCNUGCCCUCUUGCGCACGCAUCCAUGUGCUACGUGCGGAUAAGGGGACCGAGUUUACGAACGCGGCUUACCGACAGUACUGCCUGGACGUUGGCAUUCAGCUGCAAUUUGCGUCUCCAAACACCCCCCAUCAGAUCGGAGCGAAUGAGCGUGCCGGCCGAACGAUCAUGAACAUCGUGCGUUGCAUGCUCGCUGAUUCUACGCUGCCGAGCCUUCUUUGGGGAGAACUGAUGCAGACGGCGGUCUACCUGAGCAACCGGACUCCUCAUGCAGCCUUGCACAACGGAACGCCGUACAAGGCGCUCUUUGGCACGGACGCGCACCUUGGACACCUUCGGGUGGUCGGGGCACGGGCGUUUGUGCAUGAAGAGACGCACACUAAGAAAUUGGACAGCCGUGCAUGGGAAGGACGGUUGGUGGGCUACAGCCUGGACAGCAAAUCCUACCGUAUCUAUAACGCUCAGACGAGACGGGUGCGGGAGAGUCGCAACGUUAUCUUCAUCGAAACGACCCCCGCGCCGCCUUCGUUGGACGAGCGUGGGUUUGACGACGGGGAGUUCACUUACGCCGAUCACGACGACAUGAUCCGAGAUGUGCGCAACUAUACCACCAACCACCCGGUCGAUGCGCUUUCUCCCACUCAUGCCGUCGGGGAUCCGUCUGUUCUCGAGCUUAUCGAGGAUACUCCACCGUCCACAACCGUGACCUUGGGACCAACUCCGCAGACCCUGCUCCUGCCGCAGAGGAUGCGCCUGCGGACGACAGCCUUGCCUCGCCUGGAGGAGUCAGCCCUCCUGAGCCGGGUGACGGUGCAUCAUCACCGGCCGCAUCGUUGUCUGCUCCUGCUCCGGCCGGUUCAACAUCCAGUCCUGCGACGCCGCCUGGAGCGUCGGGUACUGGUUCUGCUCCAGUUGGCGCUGCACCGCAAGGUGGUUCUGCGCGUGGACGUGGUUCAUCUCGUGGUGGCGGUGACGCCCGCGGUGGCUCUUCGCGUGGUGCAUCUACGUGUGGUGGGCGUGGCUCGGGUUACCCGGGCAAUAUCGCGCGUGCCCAACAAGAAGACCCUCAGCGAACUUCGUCGACUCUCGUAUGCGUUUCCCGCGAUGGGGGAAUUUCCUGACGUUGCGCACAGGGACGCCACGUUGGGCUUCACGGAAUACGCAUACACCGUAGGGGGAGUACAACCAGACGUUCCUAGAACCAUUCAGGAAGCACGGGCUUCACCGGACGCAACGAAGUGGAACGCAGCCGCUGAACGCGAGAUGAAAAGCCUCAGCGACCGCAAGGUCUACAAGCUCGUCCCGCGCUCGGCCGUCCCUCCGGAAAGGAAGCGCAUCAAGUCCAAGUGGGUGUUCAAACGCAAGGCCGACGGGACUUUCAAGGGACGUGUCGUGGCCCAGGGUUGGAACCAAGUUCCCGGACUCGACUGCGGCAGCACCUACGCUCCAGUGUGCAGGAUCCAGAGCGUGCGAAUGGUGGCGUGCAUCACAGUUGAGUUCAACCUCAUCUUCGAUCAGAUGGAUGUUUCUACCGCUUUCCUCUACGCGGACAUCCAAGAAGAAGUGUUCGUGGAACAACCACCCGGUUUCGAGGUCAAGGACAAGGAUGGAGGUGACAUGGUAAUGAAGCUGAAUAAGAGUCUCUACGGACUUGCUCAAAGCCCAGGCAACUGGUUCAACACCAUCGAUCCCGUGCUCGUCGAGAUUGGAUUCGUCGCACUCAAGUCAGACCCGUGCGUGUAUUUGUACGAUCACAACGGGGCCAAGAUCUACCUGACUCUCUACGUCGAUGACCUUCUCCUGGCCGGCAACGACUCUGACGCCAUUUCGAUGGUGAAAGGGAAGUUGCAAAAGCGCUUCAAAAUGACCGACCUGGGGGAAGCAUCUCUUGUCCUCGGGAUGGAAAUUAGGAGGGAUCGCGAGGCAAAUACCUUGACCAUUUCCCAGGAAGCGUACUGCAAAUCAAUCCUUGAACGGUUUGGGAUGUCGGGCUCCAAGCCGACCAGUACACCUGGGUACGGCUCCGAAAUCUCAAAUAUCCAACCAGACUACACACUUCUCGACGAGAAAGAGACCCGCAAGUACCAAGGGAUCGUGGGAUCACCCAUGUACAUUGCGCAUNCCGACCAGUACACCUGGCUGGCUCGCCCGAUGGCGAAACCCAGCAAGGUUCACAUGGUGGCGGCAAAGCACACCCUUCGUUUCUUGGUUGGAACGAUCGAUUUCAGCAUCACAUACAAGAAAGGUGGUUUCAAGCUCGCGACUUUCUCGGACUCCAACUGGGCCAAUAACCCUGACAACGGGAAGUCCACCGCGAGCUACCUGACGAUGCUGGUGAACGCUCCCAUGAGUNAUGCUGGCGAACGCUCCCAUGAGCUUCAGGUCAGGGCUGCAAGCUCGAGGACCAAACACAUCGCGUUGCGGUUCUUCUUUGUUCGAGAACUGGUGACGGAGGGAAAGAUCUCCAUCCAUUACGUUCCGACGGAGGACAACCUCGCCGACAUCGGUACCAAGCAUUUCAACAAACACAGGUUCAAACACCUAGUGGACCUCAUCAACAACCUUCGACGUCAACGAGUUCACCGCCGUCGAAUAUAAAGGAAAAUGAAUGAUUUGUUUGUAUGAAUUUUCUGUUUCGGAUGCAGUUUACAUUUUCAUUUUAGUUAUGUAGGAAACAAGUACUAACACGUAAUUGAAACACGGAUGAAACGCAUUUACUUGCUUAAAAUUAUCAUCAUUAGUUUGGUACAAUUCAGAGCGACUUUCAUUGAGGAGGAGUGUUAUGGAAAUGUUAGCACAUAGCUAUUAUGAGUCAAUGUUCAGUAGCACUGCACUUGUACGUCGUAGAUCAUCGUAGAUCUGUUAUGUGCCGGUUGGUGUUUCGGUAGGCGCGCUUCGUUCAAAAUACAGCGCGCCAAGGUCAUGAUACUCCGUCCUUCGCGUUCGGAGAUGCUGUUCUGCUGUGGCGUGUAGCCGCCGAGUGCAGGAGGCGAAAUAGGGCCGAUGAGGCCGGUGCUGACGGCUUGAAGAGGCUGCGUGAUGCCGUCGCUGUUGGCGGAGGCCUUGGCUGACUUAACCGAAGCCAAAGCAUUAUGCUGAACAGCAGCCGUUGUAGAAUUAUCAGCAGUAGUUGUUGUUGUUGUUGUUGUUUCUCACAUUAGCUCUAAAAAAUAAAAAAAGAUUGGGAGCCCGUGGUCUCAAAACCCGGCAUACACGACCCCACGAAGAAACAGAAAAAAAUAGGGUACAAAAACCACUCGGAAGAGAAACAAAAUGANAAAAAAAUAAAAAAUCGAAGGACAACGUACACCAGUACCAGGUGAUUUCUGAUGGAGGUUGCCGGACACAUAGACGUGGUGAGUGAGGAAAGACACAUACUGAAACCUCACAGAUGCAUUGGUUUUUGAGUUUGCCAGACACAUAGACGCGUUGAGUGGGGAUAGCUGCAUACUGAAACCUCACACAUACAUUGGUUGUUUAGUUUGCCAGACACAUAGACGCGCUGAGUGCGGAUAGCUACAUACUGAAACCUCACGAGUUGAGUGAUGUUGGAUAGUGCCGGACACCUAGACGCUUUGAGUGAGAAAAGAAACAUACUGAAACCUCGCAGGUGAUUUGCAUUGGAGAUUGCCGGACACAUAGGUGUGUUGAGUAGGGAUAGCUACAUACUGAAACCUCACACAUACAUUGUUUGCCAGACACAUAGACGCGCUGCGUGGGGAUAGCUACAUACUGAAACCCCACGAGUUGAGUGAUGUUGGAUAGUGCCAAACACAUAGACGCUUUGAGUGAGGAUGGCUGCAUAUUGAGACCUAACGGGUUGAGUGAAGAUUGCGACUGCCGGACACAUAGACGCAUUGAGUGACGAAAGCUGCAUACUGAAACCUCACAGGUCGAUUUGUAUUGGAGAUUGCAGGACACAAAGACGCGUUGAGUAAGGAUAGCUGUAUACUGAAAAUCGACAAUAGCUAUAGUGAGGGAGACAAUUCGAGGAUGCAGUACACAUAGAACCGACCCCCA
Messenger RNA from Ectocarpus sp. CCAP 1310/34, 6771 nucleotides. The record is from the annotation of a GenBank genome assembly. Lineage: Eukaryota; Phaeophyceae; Ectocarpales; Ectocarpaceae.